AUGUCAUUAGAAGAAAAAAGGACAAUACUGGAGGAACUCGAGCGAAUUGAACAAGCAGUCUCUCAGAGAUUUGAGCGUGAUCCCGAAAUUUAUCGCCCUUCGUCAAGCGACAUACCAUUAUUAUCGUCCAAAACCAAACGACCUUAUCCUCAAACGUUACUACAAAGGCAUGAAAUCAAACAGUUUUUACAACGAUACCAAGCUCAGCGCGAGAAACUUUUGAAUUUUAAUGAAGACCAUGACAGAAAUAAACACAUGGACGACUUUGAUAAACUUUAUCGUGUGACAGUUGAGAAACAUAAUCGAAUUAAUCAAUUAGGAUUGAAUGCAAAUGAGAUUGAGGAGGCGGAUGCACACAAGUUUGAGCUUUUUACCAGCUCAGAUGAAUUGUCAGAUACCAAAAGAAGGAGAAUUUUGAGCAGGUACUCAAAGGGCCUCAAGAUCACCAAUAUUUAUUCACCAAACGAAGGCUUGGGAAAGUUUCUGGAUUUGAAAGAUUUAUAUCGAACUUGGUCAAGUCUACCCAAACACAAACCAACGAAUACAGAUAUGCCCCCAACUUACAAAGAUUACCUGGGGAAGAUUCAAGAUUUCUACGAUGAAAAUUAUGAUAAAGGAUCAUCAGAGUAUCAAUUGUACAUUCAACAAUUAGCAGACUAUCUUCGAAGCUAUUACAUCAAAUUACAUCCACUGAAAUCAACCGACCUUGAGAUUGAGAGUAUCAGAAAGGAGUUUUCUUGUAAAGUUGAACUUGAAGACUCUUCUGUCUACUGUCUAAUAUGUCAAAAGAAGUUUACCAAAGAAUCAGUUUACUCUUCGCAUUUGAAUGGAAAAAAGCACACGAAGAAUGCUACUAAAUCGCAGGUAAUUUCUGUUGCAGAAUCAGAGUAUCUGGCCACCCGUUUAUUGAAACUACUGAAUAAACAACUCAACGCGACCAUCUUGGAAGUGGAUAGAUUUGAAGGUCUCAGCUCUCGAGAACGACAAAUAGAGCUCCGAGAAACUCAAAAUUUAUCUGACUAUGAAUAUGACACCAUAGAUGAACAAGAAACCUCCAAGCCUUCGGAAGGAAACGAAUACGCACAAGGGAAAUUUGAUGACGUUUCCAAUUUCCCAAUUGGUCCUGACGGUAAACCAAUGCCUUUAUGGCUUUGGAAGCUAAAAGGACUCGACAUGGAAUAUAGUUGUGAAAUAUGUGGAAAUGCUCUGAUCAAGGGAAGAGAGGUUUUUCAGAACCACUUCAAAGAAGAGAGGCAUCUCCAAGGUCUCCGAAUGCUAGGUGUUGUCGAAGAUUUCAAUGCUUUCAAAGAUUUGGAUAGAAUUGACGACGUGCUAAAGCUGCUAGAAUUCUUAAUGAAAAAAAAGCGAAAUGAUAUACAAUACAGGGAUGACGGUGUGGAGAUCGAGGAUUCCGAAGGAAACGUCAUGAGUAAGAAAGUUUAUGAUCAAUUGAAGAAGCAGGGACUGCUCUGA
This is a messenger RNA of Ogataea philodendri, 1473 nucleotides long. RefSeq lists its product as uncharacterized. NCBI's taxonomy places the organism in Eukaryota, Fungi, Ascomycota, Pichiomycetes, Pichiales, Pichiaceae. Gene Ontology annotation, molecular function: RNA binding; zinc ion binding. Gene Ontology annotation, cellular component: nucleus; spliceosomal complex. The record is from RefSeq and is a predicted model, not a curated record. Gene Ontology annotation, biological process: mRNA splicing, via spliceosome. The transcript has a single exon. Bases 1 to 1473 code for a protein of 490 amino acids.